AUGGCUGCUCCAUUUAACCCACCUACCAACUUGGAUUCCAAACCUGAAGUACCCAAAUGGGUACCUCCCCCUCCUCCCACAGAGGAUUUGGAAUAUGCCAAGCUUCACUCCAUCGACUUGUCCCUGCUCGACUCACCUGAUCCAGAGGUAGUCAAGCAGCUCGUCGAGACUGCCAAGAUCGCAAUCAGAGACGAUGGGUUCUUGUAUUUGGUCAAUUACGGUAUCAACCUCGAACAGCUUCACCGACAGUUCUCAAUCGCUCAAUAUCUCCACAGAAAUAUUUCUGAAGAAGACAAAGAGAAACUUCAUUGGGAUCCUCAAGGUGGUCUUUACGCAGGCUACAAACCUCCUUUCGGAUGGAGAACCAUAAAAGGCAAAUACGAUGGUAUCUCUCAGUUCAACUUCUACGAGGAAGAGUACAAAUCACUCGACAAAGUACCUAAAUGUAUCCACCCUUUCAUGGAUGAGAUCUCAGCAUUUACUGAAUACCUCACCCGAUCAGUCAACAAGAGGCUCCUGACCUUAUUGAGUAAAGUGUUGGAAAUGCCAGAUGACUUCUUAUAUGAGAAUAUCGAGUCGAAAGGUCCCACACCUAUCAACGAGGGUUAUCUCAGACAUGCCUUGUUCCACCCAUUCAAGAACCAGGAGAAAGGUAUGGGUGAAGGUUUGAGGAUGUUCGGUCACACCGAUUUCGGUACGACUACUAUGUUGUUCAGUGUUCCCGUCACUUGUCUUCAAUUGUGGGGUAGAGAUGGUAUUUGGAGAUACGUCAAGUACGCUCCGGGGGCCUUGGUCAUCAACAUCGGUGAUACCCUUGAGCUCAUCUCGGGUGGUCACUUCCGAGCUACAAGACACAGAGUGCACAACCCACCUCCCUCGCAAGAAACCUUCGAGCGACUCUCAGUCGUUCUCUUCAACGGUUCAAAGGGUGAUCUCAGGAUGCAACCAUGUUGGGACUCUCCGUUAAUCAAGCGAGAAGGAUGUUUCGAAUCUCAAGGUGCAUACAAGGAAUUCAAGGUGUUGCAAGACAAAGGUAUACCUAUCCCAACAAACAAAGAAUGGAGAGAGAUCUCAAUCAUAAACACCCGUCAUCCCACCGAUGAGCCUGAGAAACUCUUGAAAGAAGUCACUGUGGAUGGUGUCAAGUAUAUUGAGGUGAUCAACCAAGGUGUAAGAGUGUUGCAACCUUUGUAA
Messenger RNA from Kwoniella botswanensis, 1194 nucleotides. RefSeq lists its product as uncharacterized. The coding region runs from base 1 to 1194 and encodes 397 amino acids. The transcript is spliced from 5 exons. NCBI's taxonomy places the organism in Eukaryota, Fungi, Basidiomycota, Tremellomycetes, Tremellales, Cryptococcaceae. The record is from RefSeq and is a predicted model, not a curated record. Gene Ontology annotation, molecular function: 2-oxoglutarate-dependent dioxygenase activity.